Molecule: messenger RNA, 4734 nt
Organism: Thunnus maccoyii (southern bluefin tuna)
Lineage: Eukaryota; Metazoa; Chordata; Actinopteri; Scombriformes; Scombridae
Product: protocadherin Fat 1-like
Exons: 3
Coding region: 1-4734 (1577 amino acids)
Biological process (GO): homophilic cell-cell adhesion
Cellular component (GO): plasma membrane
Molecular function (GO): calcium ion binding
Source: RefSeq, a predicted model, not a curated record
AUGUGGAUAACCGUUCGCAGAGGCCGAUGGCAAGCACUGUUUGUCAUUCUUUGUCUUUUCAAGCUGAGCUCAGUGACUGGACAGGCUCGGUAUUCCAUACCGGAGGAGCAAGCAGAAGGAUCUCUUGUUGGAAACAUUGCUAGAGAUUUAGGCUUGGAUGUGGCGAGGCUUAUAUCAGGUAAAGCUCGUAUUAUUACAAAAGGAAGUCGACAGUAUGUUGAUUUAAUCCGGGACAAAGGCACACUUGUUAUUAAAGAGCGAAUAGACCGAGAAGAGCUUUGUGGACAGACGACGCCCUGUAGCUUCAGUUUCGAGGUAAUUUUAGAAAACCCGAUCCAGCUUUAUCGGGUAACAGCGGAGGUGAUAGACAUUAACGAUAACAGUCCGUCGUUCCCAAAGGAUGAGAUCAAUUUGAAAAUUGUUGAAAAUGCUGCAGCGGGGACGCAUUUCUCUUUGGUGAGUGCAGACGACCCUGAUGUUGGUAUUAAUGAUAUUCAGAAAUACACACUUAAACCCUCAGAUAAUUUCAAAUUGGAAGUCCAGAGCCAACCGGAUGGAGGCAGAUUUAUCGAAAUGGUUUUACAGAACCCGUUAGACCGAGAGAAAGAGGAGACUCACACGCUCAUACUGAUUGCUUCAGAUGGCGGUGAGCCACAUAGAUCAGGGACGGUGCGUAUUCACAUUACUGUGCUAGAUGCUAACGAUAAUGCACCAGUGUGUAGCCAGCCUGUUUAUAAAGCAGAUGUCAGGGAAAAUUCUCCUGAAGGAACGGUGGUAACCACUGUUAGUGCAAAUGACGCAGAUAAAGGAGUCAAUGGUGAAGUAACUUACUCCAUUCCUCAUGUCGCCAAAGAGGCGAAGCAGCUGUUCGAAGUCAAUGUCAAAACUGGAGAGAUUAAAGUUACAGGUAAACUAGAUUUUGAAAAAUCCAAGACCUACCAAUUGAAUGUUCAGGCUAGUGACCACGGGGGAUUCACUGAUACGUGCAAGGUUAUUAUUCAAAUACUUGAUGAGAAUGACAACGUCCCUACAAUACAGCUUAUGUCAUUUUCUAACUCUAUAUCGGAGGAUUCUUCCCCAGGGACAACUAUAGCUGUUGUUAACGUGGAUGAUGAAGACUCUGAGGGUAACGGUGUAGUCAAGUGCUCCAUUAACUCUGACGUACCUUUCAAAAUUGAGUCUUCGUUAACAGGAUAUUAUACUAUAGUAACAGAGGACUUCUUAGACAGAGAAAAUAUUCCUGAGUAUAAUAUCACCAUUACCGUCUCUGACCAAGGCUCUCCGCCUCUGUCUAGCAGUAAAAACAUUAAUGUUAAAGUGUCUGACGUGAAUGACAACCCACCCAAAUUCGACCAAUCAGAAUAUAGGAAGACUGUACCAGAGAACAACUCUCCUGGAUUCUCUGUGUUUACUCUCAGUGCUAGUGAUGCAGACUGGGGUCAAAACGCCCGAGUGUCUUACUUCCUGGAGGAGAAAGAGAUUAACGGAGUAGCUGUGUCGUCAUUAGUGUCAGUAAACUCAGAAAAUGGUGUCGUUCAUGCAGUGAGGUCGUUUGAUUAUGAACAAAUCAAGUGGUUUGAGUUUAAUGUAACUGCUCGUGAUGCCGGAUCCCCUCCUCUGAGUUCAGUGGCUACAGUUAAAGUAAUAAUCCAGGAUCAGAACGACAACCCCCCUCAGGUUCUGUACCCAGUCCAGACCGGUGGCUCUCUGGUGGCUGAAAUGGUGCCUCGUUCAGCAGAUGUGGGCUAUCUGGUCACUAAAGUGGUGGCUGUUGAUGUGGACUCUGGACAGAAUGCCUGGCUCUCCUAUAAACUGCAGAAAGCCACAGACAGGGCGCUGUUUGAAGUGGGCUUACAGAAUGGAGAAAUAAGAACUAUCCGCCAGGUGACUGAUAAAGAUGCUGUGAAACAAAGACUGACUGUUAUAGUGGAGGACAACGGGCAGCCCUCUCGUUCAGCUACAGUCAUUGUUAACGUGGCAGUGGCGGACAGCUUCCCUGAAGUGCUGUCAGAGUUCACUGACUUUACACACGACAAGGAGUACAAUGACAACCUGACUUUUUACUUAGUGUUGGCUCUGGCUGUAGUUUCCUUCCUCUUCAUCACGUGUUUAGUGGUUAUUAUAUCAGUGAAAAUCUACAGAUGGAGGCAGUCUCGCAUCCUGUACCACUCCAAUCUCCCUGUGAUUCCAUAUUAUCCACCACGUUACUCAGACACUUUGGGGACAGGGACUCUCCAACACGUGUACAAUUACGAGGUGUGCAGGACGACUGACUCCAGGAAGAGUGACAUGAAAUAUAUACAACCGAUGAGUCAAAGUUUAGUGAGUGUGGAUGGAGAUGGGGCUGAUACACCGCAAGUGGAAAAGCAACUGUCAGGCAACUGUUCUCAAAUGUCAACCUUGCUGAGCUCAGUGACUGGACAGGCUCGGUAUUCCAUACCGGAGGAGCAGGCAGAAGGGUCUUUUGUUGGAAACAUUGCUAAAGAUUUAGGCUUGGAUGUGGCGAGGCUCAUAUCAGGUAAAGCUCGUAUUAUUACAAAAGGAAGUCGACAGUAUGUUGAUUUAAUCCGGGACAAAGGCACACUUGUUAUUAAAGAGCGAAUCGACCGAGAAGAGCUUUGUGGACAGACGACGCCCUGUAGCUUCAGUUUCGAUGUAAUUUUAGAAAACCCGAUCCAGCUUUAUCGGGUAACAGUGGAGGUAAUAGACAUUAACGAUAACAGUCCGUCGUUCCCAAAGGAUGAGAUCAAUUUGAAAAUUGCUGAAAAUGCUGCAGCGGGGACUCGUUUCUCACUAGAGAGUGCAGAAGACCCGGAUGUUGGUAUGAAUAAUAUUCAGAAAUACACACUUAAACCCUCAGAUAAUUUCAAAUUGGAAGUCCAGAGCCAACCGGAUGGAGGCAAAUUCAUCGAAAUGGUUUUACAGAACCCGUUAGACCGAGAGAAAGAGGAGACUCACACGCUCAUACUGAUUGCUUCAGAUGGCGGUGAGCCACAUAGAUCAGGGACGGUGCGUAUUCACAUUACUGUGCUGGAUGUAAACGAUAAUGCACCAGUGUGUAGCCAGCCUGUUUAUAAAGCAGAUGUCAGGGAAGGUUCUCCUGAAGGAACUGUGGUAACCACUGUUAGUGCAAAUGACGCAGAUAAUGGAGUCAAUAGUGAAGUAACUUACUCUAUCGCUCAUGUCGCCAGAGAGGCGAAGCAGCUGUUUGAAGUCAAUGUUAAAACAGGAGAGAUUAAAGUUACAGGUAAACUAGAUUUUGAAAAAUCCAAGACCUACCAAUUAAAUGUUCAGGCUAGUGACCAAGGGGGAUUCACUGAUACGUGCAAGGUUAUUAUUCAAAUACUUGAUGAGAAUGAUAAUGUCCCCACAAUACAGCUUAUGUCAUUUUCUAAUUCGAUAUCGGAGGAUUCUCCCCCGGGGACAACUAUAGCUGUUGUUAACGUUGAUGAUGAAGACUCUGAUGUUAACGGUGUUGUUAAGUGCUCCAUUAACUCUGACGUACCUUUCAAAAUUGAGUCUUCGUUAACAGGAUAUUACACUAUAGUAACAGAGGACUUCUUAGACAGAGAAAGUACCCCUGAGUAUAAUAUCACCAUAACCGUCUCUGACCAAGGCUCUCCGCCUCUGUCUAGCAGUAAAAAGAUUAAUGUUAAAGUGUCUGACGUGAAUGACAGCCCACCCAAAUUCGACCAAUCAGAAUAUAGGAAGACUGUAAAAGAGAACAACUCUCCUGGGUUGUCUGUGUUUACUCUCAGUGCUAGUGAUGCAGACUGGGGCCAAAACGCCCGAGUGUCUUACUUCCUAGAGGAGAAAGAGAUUAACGGAGUAGCUGUGUCGUCAUUAGUGUCAGUAAACUCAGAAAAUGGUGUCAUUCAUGCAGUGAGGUCGUUUGAUUAUGAACAAAUCAAGUGGUUUGAGUUUAAUGUAACUGCUCGUGAUGCCGGAUCACCUCCUCUGAGUUCAGUGGCUACAGUUAAAAUAAUGAUCCAGGAUCAGAACGACAACCCCCCUCAAGUUCUGUACCCAGUCCAGACCGGUGGCUCUCUGGUAGCUGAAAUGGUGCCUCGUUCAGCAGAUGUGGGCUAUCUGGUCACUAAAGUGGUGGCUGUUGAUGUGGACUCUGGACAGAAUGCCUGGCUCUCCUAUAAACUGCAGAAAGCCACAGACAGGGCGCUGUUUGAAGUGGGCUUACAGAAUGGAGAAAUAAGAACUAUCCGCCAGGUGACUGAUAAAGAUGCUGUGAAACAAAGACUGACUGUUAUAGUGGAGGACAACGGGCAGCCCUCUCGUUCAGCUACAGUCAUUGUUAACGUGGCGGUGGCGGACAGCUUCCCUGAAGUGCUGUCAGAGUUCACUGACUUUACACACGACAAGGAAUACAAUGACAACCUGACUUUUUACUUAGUGUUGGCUCUGGCAGUAGUUUCCUUCCUCUUCAUCACGUGUUUAGUGGUUAUUAUAUCAGUGAAAAUCUACAGAUGGAGACAGUCUCGCAUCCUAUAUCACUCCAAUCUCCCUGUCAUUCCAUAUUAUCCACCACGUUACUCAGACACUUUGGGGACAGGGACUCUCCAACACGUGUACAAUUACGAGGUGUGCAGGACGACUGACUCCAGAAAGAGUGACAUGAAAUAUAUGCAACCGAUGAGUCAAAGUUUAGUGAGUGUGGAUGGAGAUGCGGCUGAUACACCGCAGGUGGAAAAGCAACUUCUUCCCUCCUACAGUAUCUAG